UAUUAGGCCUUUUUCUGACUAUUGCAGCACACAGUAUUUCUUUCCAAGUGGUGCUAGUCUAAUAGCAGUAGGUUCAUAUUACUUAUGUCUCGCCGAUUCCUUACUGCCAAAUCAGAAAAAUAGACGCCUUCAUAAGAUAGACAACAACAUAGCCUUUAUUUUAAUAGAUAAAAUAAACAUCAACGAUCAUGUGCCCUCGAUUAGCACAUAUAGCCACCACACGCACCUAUUAUUGAUACUAAUACAUAUAAGUCACCUCGAGCUGUCCAUCUGUGUCCCGUGCGAAGUCGUCGCAAAAUGUGCUAAGCUGUUCGGAUUUUUCACAUAAAGUACGCUUUGUAGAUCAACUAAUUAUUCUUUAUCUGUAUUAAAAUGAAAGCUGAGAAUGAAUAUAAUUUAGUCCCAACUCAAAACCUAAUUAAUACUAAAUCCAUGACAUAAUAACUACAACACUGUUAUCUACGUUUAAGUACCUACUCCUGAUACAGAUGUAGUGAAUAAUCCUUUCCCAUUGUAUUUUGUCGGGAUCGUUCGUAUUUGUCAUGCUACUUUAGUCAACCUCAGUACAUUUUGUACUGAGACUGACUGAAAUAGCAUAACACGUUCAUACGUUUCCGUAAAAAACGAUGGGAAAGGAUUAUUCACUAUAUCUGAACAACGUUAUAACUAUCAGUGUAUAAAAAAUUCUACCGUUAUACUCUACGCUGAAAUUAUCCGUCUACACAUCAAAAGCAACUAUUACAACUUUGAUGAACAUACACAUUUUAAUUUGUUGUUGGUGACACAAUUUGCUUCAGCCAAUAUUUUCCUUGCAGCGAUAAUUGACAUGCCGUCGAACAGCGCUGACAUUCCGCUUAAUGAUACCAUAUCAACGCCCCUUUUAAUACAAAACUGACCUUAAAACCUGCAGUGUCAAGUGUCCUGCCCCACGCCGCAGCCGCUCUCGUAAAAUGCUAACAGUUCUCGGUAUAGCUUUACUGCUAAAACAUGCACUAUGCGUAAAUCCAUCCAUUCUAUUUCAAGAAGUUCAAGCGUACCACAGCGAAACGAAUGCAAAGACCGAUUUUGCUUUUCAAGUCGUCAAUAACAUCUAUAACGCUUUCCGCCAAUGGUUUUUCACUAUAAUAUUCUGCGAGUUCACUUAUUUCGAGAACAGGAUACUGAAAUACACUGAGAAUUAUAACGACGGAUAUCCGGUAUUGCUCCUAGAUGGUUGCCCUAACAGGAAUAACAGCGAUGUGAAACCAAGAAUCGACAAACACGGAAAGACAGCUUAUAUUGUGACCUCCAACGAACUAACUGUAGAAAACAAUGAUUUAGUAAUACACACCUUACGUAGAACAGGAGUGUUUAAGCCGAGAAGUGUAGUAAUCUUUGUCAUAAACAUAGAAGUGACUAUGGACAGCUACUUCCACUAUGCCAUGAAGCAACAUUUCCAAUUAUGUUGGAGUAGAAGAAUACCCAACUCAAUUCUUGUACUGUGGUCUGAACGCUUGAGGAUGUACACUUACAAUCCGUUUUUUGAUCAAAUCAUAGAUGUAUCAGAUGAAAAAAAUAUCGGAAGUUUGCUGUCCCGUCAAUACGAAAAUUUGUAUGGUAGGGAGCUUCGUCUGAGCGUAUUUAGAAAGCCUUUCAUUUAUGACGAUACUGCGCAAAUUGAUUGCAGUUCGAGGUUAGCUUCGACUAUGAUAAGUAUCUUAAACGCUUCAUGCAACGCUUUAGCACCUCGAGAUGGAAGCACGGUGGGAGACCUCCUGGAUAAUGGAACGGCCACAGGGGUCACCCGCGACCUAAUAGACGGUUACACGGAUCUUGAACUGACCUCGCGAAUACUUAAAAAUUCCUACUACGGAUACAUCGACACGACCUACCCUCUAUCGCAAGAUGCCCUGUGUUUCCUACUAAAGAAAGCUGGUCAGCAGUCAACAUUUAUGACAACGAUGAAAUUGAUAUCAACGGAUAUGUUCUUGAUCUUCAUGUUUAACAUAUUUUUAUUGCUUUUAAUAGCAUUAAUGGUUCUUAAAGUCGAGAUCAGAUGGUGGGCUCCGAAAGACACAUCAUCAUCAUCCGCAACGACUGUUAUAGAACUAGUAAAAUGCUUCAUAAGACAGACAGUUGUCAUCAAAUUCUUGGGACCAGUCUUCAGAGCAGUCGUGCUAAUCAUAAUCGUAUAUUCGCUGAUAAUCGAUUGUGCUAUCGACGGAAUCUUAACGUCGGCGAUAACAUAUCCGCGAUACAAGCCCGAAAUAGAUUCGUCGGCUUCACUACUAGCGAGCAAUUUAACACUUGGCAUUCACAAUAGACAUCUACGACUCUUCAAUACGAGCUUGACUCCGGAAAUUAGACGACAACUUGAAGCACAGAACCGUAUCGAGGCAUUUAAUGAUAUGAAAAUAAAAGCAUUUAUUGAUAAGCGCCAAUUCCAGUACGCAGUUCUCUUGAGACAAAGCGAUGCUAAAUACAUAAGCAGAAAAACUUCUAACUUGAAAGAUGGCAGACCCCUAUUCCACACAAUGUUAGAAUGUCCUUUACCCUGCUCGAUAGUCUACGGGCUGCGCUAUGGAAGCCCUUACUUGCCAGUAAUAGAUAAAAAACUUCACUAUCUGUUCCAAGGAGGAAUCCUACAGCAAUGGGUCAAAACUGAGGAGUUCACGGUUAACUCUAAAAUUGGCAACGCUUUAUCUGGUGAUAAUAAAGAACGGAAGGCAUUAUCUUUGCACAAUCUUCAAGAAGUGUUUUUCGUCUUAAUCGGAGGUUACGUGAUUAGUGGAACAUUUUUUAUAGUAGAACUCUUUCUACACAAAGCUACAAGAGUGCAGAUACACUCAUUGCAAUGAUAGUCUACCCUGGCAUUCAAGCCAGGGUCCAAACUCUUGAUCCCUCUGGGCGUUAUACUGAACAUAAGAUUAUUCUAAUUCGUUUUAUCGUGUUUAUCAAUCAUUAUUAAUACCUACUAUUUUCUAAAAUGCCCAUUACAAAUUACAACCAUAAUAGGUACCCUAUCAAAAAAGUAUAAUAUUAGAAUCUGAAGAUUUCGUACAUCAUCAAAAACGUUUAUUAUUAUAAUCGAAUACACUUGUAUUCCGUUCAAAUUUCUCAGCACUGGUUUAUGAAUAGCAAUUUUAGUAAAACUUUUAUUUAUUUAAACGAGAUUUCACAGAAAAAUCAAUAAAUAAUCUUAAUAACAAUAAUAAUAGUCUUAAUAAUAGCAAUUUUUAUUAAAUUUAAAGAUAUUUUGUUAAUAUGCAGCGUAUCGUCAAAUUUACGUCAUUGAAAGUACCGAAACCAAGAGAUCGGACCCUGGGCUAACUGAGCCUAAGAUGAAGCUUACACAAUGCAAUGAAUGGCUCGAACCAUUUAGAACUGUGGAUUUACUAUAGUUACUGUGGAUUGUGGAUUUACUAUAGUUACUAUUUAUCAAAUGUAUAAAAAUAAACGUUAUU
Molecule: messenger RNA, 3443 nt
Organism: Cydia pomonella (codling moth)
Lineage: Eukaryota; Metazoa; Arthropoda; Insecta; Lepidoptera; Tortricidae
Gene: Ir85a
Exons: 2
Coding region: 951-2837 (628 amino acids)
Source: RefSeq, a predicted model, not a curated record